Marmota monax (woodchuck) is the source of this 2643-nucleotide messenger RNA. It is a transcript of the gene Leng9, whose product is annotated as leukocyte receptor cluster member 9. The coding region runs from base 788 to 2308 and encodes 506 amino acids. The record is from RefSeq and is a predicted model, not a curated record. Gene Ontology annotation, molecular function: metal ion binding. Lineage: Eukaryota; Metazoa; Chordata; Mammalia; Rodentia; Sciuridae. The transcript has a single exon.
GAUGCGGCUCCUUUAAGGGCCCCCGAGGCGUGGCCAGGCCGUUCCUGGCCUUAGGGAGCCGGGCGCGAACCGGCCGCUCCUACUGCCUCUUUCAUUCAUCAACUGUUGACCGAGAAACACUGCCCCCGGGUCUAGGUGCCGGGCCUCAGACGCAGCCCCGGCGAGGCUGCAGAAUACCGAGGCCUGGCAGCCACUGCGGCCUUGCCCCGAGCGUCUCGGGUGGCCCCGACAGGGUGGGGCCACCAUUUAUUCUGGGAGUGGUCGCAGAGGGAAACAACUGGGAACCCCUUUGGAGCCUCAAGGGGCGUGGUUCCGGUGCAGAGGGCCAAGUCCUCAAAUGAUGGGUCGCCCAAGUCUGGGCACAAAGUUCAGCCUGAGCCUGUAGGCGUCUGGGGACCUUUGAGUUCCCAGAGGCGCAAGACUGCACCUGCGAAUGCUGAACUGCGGGUGGGGCCAGGCUCCCUCCGGCCGGCUCUGAGGCACAGGGGGUCGGAGUAGGGGUGUCCACCGCUGGCCUAGGGGCGGGGCCGCGAGGCUUACGGAACCCCAGACGGGAGGCAAGUGUAAAUCACCCUGGGGGGGGGGGGCAGUCCCUCCAAAACCUCCCAGGGGGCGGGGACAUGCUGAUCAACCAACUGGGGGCGGAGCUCUGUAAAUCAGAAGGACUAGGUGCCCGGGACAACGGGGGCUAAGGUACCGGGUGUGGUGCGGUCGCCAGCGGCUAGAGCCAAACUCCAGCGCGGCGCCGUGCCAGCAGGGAUCCCUUGAGACCUCAGCACCCACGGUGAUGGCCGGGCAGCCAGGACUGCUGCCGGAGGGCGCCAGCGAGGACCCCGCAUCCCCGCCAGCUUGCCGCUUCUUUCUGGAGGGCCGCUGUCGCUUCGGCGCCCGCUGCCGCCAGCCGCACCCCGGCGCCCAGGCGCCGCCUGGCCGCGGGGCACAGCCGGAGACGGGGACCAAGAAGCCGCCGCUGCGCACUGCCGCGGCAGUCAUCCAGCGCAUCCGCUGGGACCCGCGCCUCGACCCCGCCGACUUCUCGGUGGGCUACGUCGACCGCUUCCUGGGUGUGCGCGAGGAGCCCUUCAGCGCCUUCUGCUGGGACGAGCCGCUGGCGGCGCUGGGGCCGGGCGUGCUGGCCGUGCCGCAGCACCGCGUGCGCUACUUCCGCUUCCGCGGCCGCCUGGUGUGGGACCGCGCCUCGCGCACCGACCUCGUCUUCGGCUCGGGAUCAGCGGCCGGCCGGGGCCCCACCAUCCUGGACGCACUUGAUGGCGAGGACGCACAGGAGACCCCGGACCACGAGAGAACCUGCGAGGCCCCAGCGGGGCGGGAGAGCCAGGCUGCUCCCGAGGGAGCGAGCAGAAACCCGGACUGGACGGAGCUCCGGGAAUCCGACCUGGAGGAACCCGGAAGAGAGUGCGAGACAGCCACGGAGCCGCGGCCGAGCGGGACCACCGACGCGGGACCAUCAGUCCCGAGGAGGCAUCUCGCAGAAACAGAGAGGGCAAUAGGGGCGUUGAAGGCAAUAGCGCCCCCCGGAGCCACAAUGCUACCAAGCAGGGAGGUGCAGUCGCCGGCAGCCCCAGGAAUGUCUGUUGGGGAGAUGGAUAUGGAGUGGGGUGUAGAGGACUGGCCAGAGGACGGUGAAAGGGACUGGCCAGCUAGAGCUGUGGCCCCUCGCCAACCCCGCCCUACACAUUUCGUGGCCCUCAUGAUGAGCGAUCUGGGGCUGCAGGCAGAAGUAGCCAAAGCCCAGGAGCGCCUGGUCCAAGUCGACCCGUCCUGUGCUGCCUUCCUGGUGCCCACACAUGCCCUGCACCUGACACUGGCCCUUCUGCGGCUGGCAGGCCCAGGGGAGGAGGCAGCCGCAGUCGGGGCUCUGAGACGGGCCCUCUUGGCCCCAGGGCUUCAAGCACCCCGGCAGCUUCGGUUUAAAGACUUAGUGCUCCUGAGCCACCAUGUACUUUGUGCCCCACCGUCCCCCACACUGGAAGGCAUGGCCCACGUGCUCAGCCAGAGGCUGGAGGCAGAGGGGCUGAGAGUGCUGUGGCCCCGGGGGGGAUUACAUCCCCACCUCACCCUGGCCAAGGUGCCCCAUGGCUCCCAAGUCCACCUCCCAGAGCCCAGGUUCAGCCUGGACCAAGAGCUGCAGAGCCAGCCCCUGGGGCGAGUCUGGCUGUGCCGCAUGGGGAAGGCAGGUAGCACCUACCAGUCCCUAGCUGACAUACCCCUGGGGCCACACAGUGAAGGGGGACACAGGCCAGGCAGAAAGGACAGUGCUUGUGGGGAGUGCUCUCUCUCUGUUUAAUUUUGGUAUCUCUCAAGCUUCCAAAUGGUGCUCAGUGCUCCAAGGAAAGAAUGAAGGAGGGGAGGGGAAGGGAAGGAGGGGAGGGAGGCAGAGGAGGGACAUCUGGAAAAAAAGCAGCCUGACAGUCCAGCUGUUUGCAAACUCAUAGCACAUCCUCCAGUUACAUGGCAGAAGAGGAAGGGAGGACCGAAAAGAAAAGGGGAGGAAGAAGAAAAAGUAACUGAAAUCAACACACACACAAAGGAAAGAGAAGGGAACAUGACGUGAGCUGGUGAUCCAUGAAGGCGGGAGGGAGGGAGGGUGACCGUUUACCUGUGCUGAGCCAGGGAGGACUG